Symbiodinium sp. CCMP2592 is the source of this 3078-nucleotide messenger RNA. The record is from the annotation of a GenBank genome assembly. Lineage: Eukaryota; Dinophyceae; Suessiales; Symbiodiniaceae.
AUGAGCGGCACGGACCACCAAUGGUGCGCCUGUACCCCGUGUAUCUCUGAAUAUGCGUCUGCGAAGUGGCGAGAGAGCUACGAUCGCACGAGAGAAGUGGAAGAACCCGCUGAUCAAGGAGCGGAUGACCAGGUUGCAAUGGUGCGGGCAGGCACCAGGCCUGGAGACAACCUCGCCGACAUGCUGUUCAGCUUUCUGUUCUCUGAAGCAGGAAAGACUGAAGACCUCAUGACCCUGACGGGAAAGGGAUCGAGGGCAGUCCGCACGGAGAUCUUUGCUGGGAAGGACCCCACCAUUCACCUUCAGUCUGACUUGUGGCCGACGGCUCGGCUCCGUUACGUGGCCUUUAAGUUUCAUGUUUUCGGCGCACAUCUGCGCAAGCAGAUUGCCCUGGACCGCCGAGCAUACUUGCAAGGCCUUGCAGAUAAUGUCAAAUUCCAAGAUGUCCGGAAUCCUAAAGCCCUCUAUGCCUCAGUCAGAAAGGCGUUCCCAUCAGCACAGGCCACCCGCAGAAAGCGUUUCCGCUGUCUGCCCGCAGUGCUGGACGACAACGGCCAAAUGGUCGUCACCGCUGCAGAUCGCAUAGAAAGGUGGAGAGAUCACUUCGGACAGCAGGAGGCAGGAGAGUUAGUCACAGAGGAACAGUACCUACACCACCUUCAAACCCUGCCCAAGCCAAGAACAAACCCAGUCUUUGACAUGCGAUAUGUCCCGACCCUUCAAGAGGUCGAAGCCAUCACGCUCUCUCUCCAGAGAGGCAAGGCUGCAGGUAGCGAUGCCAUUGCCGCAGAAAUGCUCCAGGUACACACACCCAGCACAGCUAGACAAAUCAUGGGGGUAUUUCUCAAAACGGCAGCCAGCUUGCGAGAACCCAUACAGUUCAAAGGAGGGGAACUGGUAUGCCUUGCCAAGAAAGCGGGCGCAGCCCUGCAAUGCCAAGGAUACAGAAGUAUCCUCAUCAGCAGCAUACCAGGAAAGAUCGCCCACCGGUACCUGCGAGGUCACCUGAUUACCCUCUUACAGGCCAACCGCCCGGCCCUCCAAGCCGGGGCCAUCCCAGGCGAGGGCAUCGAGCACAUAUCCCUUGCAGCACAGUGCUUCCAGCAAUACGCUGAGGCCACCCGCAGACCAUGGUCUCUGGUGUUUUAUGACAUUCAGGCAGCCUUCUACACAGUCGUUCGGGAGCUGAUUACGCCCCACACUCACACUGAUCGUGAGCUGCUUGCCCUGUUUCACAAGCUCAAUCUCCCCCCACAGGCCAUUCACGAGCUUCGAAGCAAGCUAGAGUCUCUAGCACUAUUGCCACAGCUCCAGGCAGGGGAACACCUGACCAGCCAGGUGCAAGAGCUCUACAGGGGAACCUGGUUCAGAAUCACCGACGGGGCCCUGAUUACCCUUACCCAUCGCGGCACAAGGCCAGGCGAUCCAGCAGCCGACGCGGUCUUCGGCCUUACAAUGGCCGCCCUGUUGCACAAGAUUCAAACUGAGUUGCAGCAGCAGGAGCUCCUGCCGCAAGUUCCCACUGCUGACAGACCACCCUCAUGGGCAGCAACCACGGAGGACCCGCAAUGGGGAUGUCCGGCUUGGGCUGACGACUUCGUUCAACCAGUGGACGGAGAUCAGCCCCAGCACCUACUCGAUCGCAUCUGCCAGUCGGUCAGCAUUGUGGCGGCACAAGUUUCUGCAUUCGGGAUGCGACUGACCUACGAUCGGGAGAAGACCGCAGCCAUUCUCCCGACUUGGAUCCCGGUCCACCUGCCGCCUCAACGUGUAGACCAAGGCGGAGGGCGGUAUCUCCCAAUCGUCGACCAGCUGACGCAAGAACACCACGAGCUCCCUAUCGUCGACACCUACAAGCACCUAGGGGGGAUCCUCACAGCAGACACCUCGCCCAUGCCCGAUUUACACCACCGACACGCAAAAGCACAGGCAGUAGUGCGCCCUUUGAGACGUAAACUCUUUGCCGCGAGAGACAUACCUCUCCGAACCAGGCGUACGCUCUUGAGAACGCUCGCGAUCUCAAAGUUCGCCCACACUGGAGCUGCGCUACUACUGAAAGCAGCAUUCCAUCGGAGAGUUUGGGCGCAGCAAUACGUCGGACUUUGGCGUGCACUCUUUGUGCGACAGAAUACACACCAAAGUGUCCAUGCCUAUCAAGUGCUCCUCACCGCGCAGGCAGCAGCACCGCCACUCGCGCUGGCACGGGCGCGAGCCGGUUUCUUGGCAAAGCUCGCCCGUACCGGACCCUCGACACUUGCACACCUUCUCAUCGCUCAUUGGCAACAAGCCCCACGCACAGCUUGGCUGACACAGUUGGAAGAAGACUACCAUGCGGUAGUUCUCUACCUGCCUGAAGUAAAAGAUCUCCUUCAGAGCGAGCCAGUUGCGGCUAUCAUUGCCUCUUUGAGCGAAGACCCCAAAUGGUGGUUCAAGCAGACCAUCCGGGCCGCCAAGGUCUUUCACGAAGACCUUGUGCUCUGGAGCCAGGGGUCACGAGGCGGGCCAGAGGAACUUCCUGUGGCAGUCGAAAGACCGUACGCCUGCCCGUGCUGCCCAGCGACUUUUGUGUUGCGUAAACACUUGGGAGUCCACAUGGCAAGGUCGCAUAUGCUGGUCAGCCCAGCCCGACACUAUGCUCCCACCACACACUGCCUUGCAUGCCUUAGGCAUUAUGGUUCGGUAGGGCGUGUCCAGAUGCACCUCAAAGGACACCCUCAAUGCCUUCUUCGGUGUGCUUAUCUCUUUCCACCCAUGUCGCAUGAAGACAUUGCAAGAGCCGAGCACUCCGAUGCCCAGGCAAGGAAGCGGGUCAAGAAAGGAGCCUGGCAGACCUACGAAGCCCCCAAGCUCUCCACACCAAUAGCAGGACCCCCCUUGCCAUCCGCCGACGAACGUCAACAACACGUUGACAUUACGAGUGAGUCCACCCUCCUGGCCGACCUGGCACGCCACUACAGGCCUAAGGCCUCCACAGUGGCUUGGAUCACUAAGUAUCUUGCCGACGCCAGUCGAGAGGGACCACGAGUCACUUCCAUCACCUUUUGGGGCUCCCGCCCCCGUUUCACCGCCCCUGCAUGA